Molecule: messenger RNA, 429 nt
Organism: Alternaria arbusti
Lineage: Eukaryota; Fungi; Ascomycota; Dothideomycetes; Pleosporales; Pleosporaceae
Exons: 2
Coding region: 1-429 (142 amino acids)
Source: RefSeq, a predicted model, not a curated record
AUGAAUUCCAACAACCCCUCCACUCACGAGGCCGACUACUCAAUCACUGAGGGAUUUGACUACGAUUCUUUUGCGAAGUUCAUGGAGGAGAAUCCUGUCUCAUCGACCCCUCCUAUCGCGCCGGUGGCUUCAACACAUCCUGGCUCAAUCGAACAGAACGACUUCAGGCAGAACGACCAAAGCGUGUUUGAUUACGGCGACAACUUUCCUUUGUUCCCUUCUGAGAGCUUCGGAGACAACGGCGGCUAUUUCGACCAUCAAGGAGAUAUGUACACUUCUGGCGAGAGCGUACCCGGACAGUCGGCCUCUGACUGGAACCUGCAAGGAGGUCACAAUCACGUAGAGACUGGCCAACAGUAUCAGCCAGAGAGUAACGUAGCCUUCGUCGCCUGCGCGUCAUACGUCUGGACCGAACUCAUUUUACAAUGA